GAUUUAUGACAGCUAGAGGUAAAUAGCAAAAAUUCCGCUUCGCAAAAUUCCCAAUUUAUUUUUAGAAAAAAAAAGUGCAUUUAAAGUGAAUUAUUAAUUUAUUAAAUAAAUAAUAAACUAUUUACAUUUAAAAUCAAUAAAUUAAAACUGAUAUAAAAUGCCCCAAAAUCGACGUAAAGUCCCAUUCAGUGGCAAAAAGAAGAGAGAUCAAAUUCAAAUGAAGCGGCAAAUGAAAGGUACACAACCAAGACUUCUCAAAACCGCAUACGAUUCGUAUGACGACGAUGAAACAACUGAGGACACUGAAAAAGUGCAAGAGGUCAAUGCCCAACCGUCUCGGGGCCGCAACAAGAAUGUCAAUCGAUACAACUUGAAAUUCUAUCAUGAAACUGAGAAGGAAUUGAAAGAAAUGAUGGAGGAACUCUUUAAACCGCUAGCAAAAGCUAAUCCAAAGGAUCGAGAAGUUGAUGAUAGUUAUUUCAAGAAUUAUGACUUUCCCAUUCGACCUGAGUGGAAUUAUAAGAUGUCCAAGGAUAUUCUCGAUAUGAAUGAGAAUAGUUACUUUCGGAAAUAUGUUGAAAGUCUACGCAAAAACCACAUUGAAGAAAACGAUCGGUUGAGUUUAUUCGAAUUGAAUUUAGAAACUUGGCGGCAAUUGUGGCGCGUAUUGGAAAUGUCUGAUGUUCUAUUGAUUAUUGCGGAUAUAAGAUAUGCGACUUUAAUGUUUCCUCCAUUUUUGUACAAGUACAUCGUGGAAACAUUGAAGAAACACGCUAUUCUUGUAUUGAAUAAAGUGGACUUAGUUUCUCCUGAAGUAAUUGUCGCUUGGAAGAGUUAUUUUGAGAAAACUUACCCUGGUAUAACGGUGGUAUUGUUUGCUUCUUAUCCAGCAAAGACUCUUAAAGGUUCGACCAAAGGACGUAUGGCCCAUAAACGCAGUAUUGAGGGUGUUCACAAUAUCUACAAAGAAUGUCACAAAAUCACUGAAUCAAAUGUCGAUCUUUCCAGUUGGGAACAAAAAAUUCUCGAAGAUAUGCGAGAAGAAUUUUGUUAUGAAGACGAACGAUACGGCGCACACGAUAUCGUACAUUCUGAAGCAAAUACUAGUGAUUUCGACUUUGAAAAACAUAUCAUGUUCAAAGAUGGCAUUUUGACAAUCGGUUGUGUUGGUUUCCCAAAUGUGGGUAAAUCAUCAUUUAUAAAUGCAAUGAAAGGCAAAAAAGUAGUUAGUGUAAGUCGAACUCCAGGACAUACCAAGCAUUUUCAAACGAUUUUCCUUACGAACAAAGUACGCCUAUGUGAUUGUCCAGGUUUAGUUUUUCCGUCCUCUACGCCAAAAUAUCUACAAGUCUUGCUUGGCAGUUAUCCCAUUGCCCAAUUGAAACAAAUCUAUCCGGUUAAGUUUUUGGCAGAGAAUAUUAAUUUGCCAGAAUUACUUAAACUAACACUUCCAGAGGAUUAUGAUGAAUGGUCGCCGGUGGCAAUUUGUGAAGCUUGGGCUGCCAAACGAGGUUAUUUCACAGCUAAAGCAGCUCGGCCUGAUCGCUAUCGGGCGGGAAAUGAAUUACUCCGAAUGUGCUUAGGUGGGCAGAUAACAUUGGAAUUUUAUCCACCGGAUUUCUUAGCCGAGAGGGAAAAUUGGUUACAACAUCCAGAUAUUGAAGAAGUUAAAAAAUAUCAAGGAGACAAAGAACUGAAUGAAGAGUCGUUGAGUGCACAUUCCUCGGAUAAAUCAGGUGACGACAGUGACAAUGAGAGUAGCUCUGAAGAUGGUAUGAACGCCGAUGAUGAUUCUGGUUCAGGAACAACCUCAAAGCAGCGAAACAAUGUAUUCGCUUUACUGGAAGAUGAAUAAAUUACAAUAUCAAAAACGUUACACAGAAAAGAUUGUUAUUCAAAUUUCAUUCCGUUCAUAAUUUAUUUACAAUUUUGUGUUUUGUUUCUGUUCUUUAAAAAACAAUAAAAAAUGCAAAAGCUUA
Messenger RNA from Episyrphus balteatus (marmalade hoverfly), 1979 nucleotides. RefSeq names its product guanine nucleotide-binding protein-like 1 (gene Ns4). The record is from RefSeq and is a predicted model, not a curated record. Gene Ontology annotation, molecular function: GTP binding; GTPase activity. The transcript is spliced from 7 exons. The coding region runs from base 158 to 1855 and encodes 565 amino acids. Lineage: Eukaryota; Metazoa; Arthropoda; Insecta; Diptera; Syrphidae.